UGUUCCGCCACGCCAGUAUGUCCACGGCCGGCGCACGAGUCGAACUGUUUGUGCGUUCGGCUCUAUCCGCGCGGUGUUCGUAAUAUGAACUCGCAUUUCGAUACGUAUCGCGCCUGGCCGCGCUCACUGCGUCGAUAACAUCUGCAAAUCCAAUAUACAGAGUGGUGAUAGCGCGAUACGGUUCACUUUUACGCGUGUUACUCGACAGUUUGCCGACGGCCAUGUGAUCGCUCCCGUCGAUGGGAGCGAGGAGCGAACAAAAAAGGCGCCCGCUAAUGUCUACCCCUCCCGGCCGCUACAAAAAAGGGAUAAAAAGGAUAUUCCUGGAAUGCGCACAUGUGGACGCCGGGUAACUGUGGCUGCCUUCGUUGAGUCCGCAGUGUUGUCACGAUGCCCCGUAGGAGCAAGUGGAUGCAUCUGGCCGCGGGCGUCGUCGCCGGCGUCAUAGUCGGCAUGUUCCUUAAGCUGUGCUUGCGAUCGUCCUCUAGGACUACGAUAGAAGCCUGCCCGCAGUCUGCGAAAGUGUACGUCGCCCCCGAUCCACUCGCCUUGAUAGGCCUCGGGCCGGAAGAGACAGUGCAAAAUUCUAACAGGACUUUAGUGUUUGUCGGUGUUAUGACGGCCGAACAGUAUUUGGAUACGAGAGCCAAAGCAGUUUACGAGACGUGGAGUCAAGAUUUGCCUGGACGUAUCGCGUUCUUUAGCUCGGAGGUGUCACGGGCUCCGGGUUUACCUUUAGUUCCAUUGCGGGGUGUGGACGAUAGCUACCCGCCGCAGAAGAAGUCAUUCCUUAUGUUGUUGUACAUGUAUGAGAAAUACGGCGAAAAAUUUGAGUGGUUCAUGCGUGCCGACGACGAUGUUUACGUUAGGGGUGAUAAGUUAGGGGAGUUUUUGCGUUCUGUGGACAGUCGGAAGCCACAGUUCAUAGGGCAAGCUGGCAGAGGUACGAACGCCGAGCGGGACGCUCUAGCUUUAGAUUAUAAUGAGAACUUCUGCAUGGGCGGUCCCGGAGUGCUGUUCUCCAGGGAGACUCUGCGGAGGGUGGCACCCCACGUGAAGUACUGUCUGAAGCAUCUGUACACGACUCACGAGGACGUCGAGUUGGGUCGCUGUGUUGCCAAAUUCGCCGGUGUUUCCUGCACCUGGAGUUAUGACAUGCAAACGAUCCUGCACCACAACGGCAGCGGUGCAGCGGCGUACACGGACCGGCUGAAGAAAAGGGAGGUACACCGCGCCAUCACCCUUCACCCUGUCAAAGAUCACAGGCAUAUGUAUCGACUGCACUCCUAUUUUAAGAACCUUCGAAUUCAAGAGAUCCGUGAGAGCUCUCUGGAUCUUCACAGAGACAUCGCGAUGUCCAUGCGGGAGCUGUCAGUGUCAGCCGAUCAGGUCGAGGAUCACGUGUUUCCUGGUGGCGUGCCUUUGUUCCCGGUGAAGGUCGGGGAGCCGGGCUACUUAGGGAAUAAUACUAUAUUAGGUGCUCCAAUAGACAUGAACAGGUACCAGCCAGAUGACUACGAGGACAUAGUGCCUUUUGAUUUUAUCAGCAAGUCCAUCUACUCCGUGAGUCACUCCAAUCCGAAGAGGAGGAUCGAAGGCCCCCUGAAGGAGGCUCACGAUGUCAUUAGAGAAGUAAUGGAAAUCAUCAACGCGCCGUCCCGUCAGCGUGGUAGGAUCAUCGACUUUAACGAGCUGCUGUAUGGGUACACCCGUUUAGAGCCGCUACAUGGUGUGGAUCACGUGCUGGACCUGCUGCUCAAGUACAGGAGGUACAGGGGACGGAAGAUGACGGCCAGUGUGCGACGGCACGCAUACUUGCAGCAGACCUUCACUGCAAUGGAGAUAAGGGAGCUGCCGAUGGGUGAACCUCCGCCAUUUGAAGACCCAUCAAUACUAAAGCAGAGCAGCGAGAAGGACCUCGUUAACGAAUACGAGGACUUCGACGAGUCGAGUCAACAGCAGAACAGUUUUCUUGAUUUUGGCAAAAUAAACGUUAGGGAAGCCUUUGAAAACGGCAUUAACAAGAUACACAACAAUCUGCCAAAAGUUCUACAGUGGAGCGAGGUUGAUUUUGACGAAUACCCAGUUUCCGAUCGGAAGAUUCAUUUCAUUUUGCCACUGUUGGGCAGACAAGAGAUUUUCGGGAGGUUCAUGAAGAACUAUGAAGAUAUCGUAUUAAAAAGCAACGAGGCUGUGAGAUUAAUAGUUGUACUUUAUUUAGACAGUAAGAACCCUUUGGAUUAUGGAAAUACGGAGGCGUUAAUCAAAUACUAUGUAGAUAUGUAUGGAAAGGAAAUCAAAGUCGUACAAAUGGGAGCUACUACGUUCUCGAGAGGCGCUGCGCUGACUGAAGGACUCAAACUGUGUUCAAGUGAUGACCUAGUUUUCUUUAUAGAUGUAGAUAUGAUGUUUAAUUUUGUGACUCUCAUGAGAAUUAGGAUAAACACGAUUAAAUAUAAUCAAGUUUACUUUCCAAUAGUGUUCAGUGAAUACAAUCCCGAAGUGGUGAACGGUGAUGACUACAAUAAAUUUAUAGGUGAAGACGAUGAUACGAAUACCGAUUCAGACAAAUUUGUAGAGAGUGAUGAAAGUGUUAAAAGUGAAAGAGAAAUUGCAACUUUGAAGUACACUAAAGAGAUAAACGAUGACAAUGGGUAUUUUAGGCAAUAUGGAUUUGGUAUUUUAGGUAUUUUUAAAUGUGAUUUCGAGAGGGUUGGUGGUUUUGAUUUGAGUAUAAAGGGCUGGGGUCUAGAAGACGUACAUUUAUUUGAGACUUUGAUAAAAUCAAACUUGAGUGUGUAUAGAGCAGCUGAUGAGAGCCUGGUACACAAAUUCCAUUCUGUGGACUGUGAUAAGAAUUUGGAGAAGAGUCAGUUCUUAAUGUGUUUAGGUACGAAGGCUUCAACGUACGGCAGUGAGAAACAUAUGACGUAUUAUAUGUUAAACCACCCAGAAGUUCUGUGGCCUGAACAAGAGAAAGGUGCUAGCUAGUACAGGGUCUAAGUAGGUAGUCAUAAAAUUAUUAGGAAUGUUCAAAAUUAACGACAAAAUUGGUGAGUUAGUAUACACAGCAAGUGAUAGUGGGUGUGCUCUAGAAUGCGUUAUUAUUACUUGGAUGUUGAUAUUAUUCUAUUUUUGUACAAAAUAGUUAUUGAAUGAUAUUGAGUGAGAUUACGUUGUUAGUCAGUCAGUCAGAGCAGGUUGGAAUAAGUGAGUCGGCUCUCUUUCAAAGUUUAUUGUCUUUGAAAAUAGUAAAUUUUUCAUUAUUCAUUAAAUUAUUAAAAAUCAAAUUUCGCUUUGGAAAAUUAUAACCGACCUUGAUGGAGGAAUCCCAUUUUUUCAUUCCUUUUUUUUUCUCAACAAUUGCGGCGGGAAAUAUAUUGCAAUAUAAUAGGUGUUUAAAUUUUUUUUUUAUUAUAAUUGAAUGUGUACAUUCAUACAUCAGUCCAAAAUACUUUUAGUUAUGACAGGUAACUUAACCUGUCAUCUUGGAUAAGUUUAACACGUUUGCACUGAGUAAUAUAACAAAUCCAUUGGUUCUACAGUACGAAUAAUUUUAUUUAAUCAAUACAUUUUGGUAUUUGAGCUAUUCAUUGAUAGUUGUUGAAGAGAUCGCUUAAAUAAAUAGAUGUAAGGGAAAUAAUAAAUGGUGUUGCCAUUUUAAAAUAACAAUAAAGUUUUAACUGCAAAUUCAAUCGAGAAAUUCUAAAUAGAUUUUAUUAUAAACUGUUAGCAAAAUAAAAUGUCGGUUCGAGUUAAAAUUGUACUGAUAUACAAGUAUUAAUAAUAAAAAAAAUUGAACAAUAUAAAUAAGAAUAAAAAAAAAAAUGAGUAUAACACAAAAAACAAAAGAAUUUGUAACAGAUAAUAAAAAAAAAAAAUUGUUUUAUACUCUACAUGGAAUGACAGUAGAUGCAUUUAAAAAUGUUAGAUGUAAUAUCAUGGCAUAAUUUCGUAUUUCCAGCUUCAUUAGAUAUACAGUCGUCCAUUGUGAAGCAUUUAUAAUUAUAUUUUUAUAUUAUAUACACAAUUAUAUUAUUGAUAUUAAUUCGUUCCUAGUAAUUGUUGUUAAGCUAGUUAGGUAUAUUGUAAUAUAAUGUUUAGUUACUUUUUUGCCUUCAUAAAUUAUAUAGACUAGUCUAUUAUAUGUAUAGUCAAAAUUUUGUAAGAAUUCCUUAUAUCUUUUCUUUUGCAACUUAUAUGUGCUUUCAAUUGAUAAUCUCGCUCGUAACAAAAAAGGAGACAGUUUCUGGACACUAUUUCUGUCAUAGAUUCAUACAAAUAACUUAAAUGUUCUUUAAAUUUUAUAUAAUAAUACAUAUGUUUAUUUAUUUAAAAUUUAUUGACCAAUAAAAUGUGGCACAAAAGGAGGACUUAAUGCUGUAGGCAUUGUCUACCAGUCAAACUUUAGAAUGUGCAGAGAUACGAAUGGCGGUUUAAAAAUAAAAACUAUUUAUAUAUAUAUAUAUAGUAUAAAAGACUAUUUUAUAAUAAUAUGUAAUUACCAAAUUAAAUUCAUAAAAUAAACAUACAUAUUUAUAUAUAAUACUUACAUAUUACGUGGAUGCAGGUGGUUCAGGACCGUUCCUUAUGGCAGUCUAUGGGGGAGGCGUAUGUCCAGCAGUGGACGGAUAGUGGCUGAAAUGAUGAUGAAUAUUUACAUAUAAAAAUAUAUUAUAAAUUUUAUCUAGUAUUUAUCCAGGAAAAUGAAAUAAAAAUUAAAAAUUGUCAAUACAGUAAAAUUAAAUUAAAUAAUUAAAGUAGUAGUGUAGCGCUUAAAAAAAAACAUUUAUUUUAAUUUUAUAUCUAAACUGCUGAAUCGAUUUCCAUUAAAUUGGCGUGAAUUUACAGGGUACAGAGGAAUAACACCUGAGUCCUCAGGAAUAGCAACGCAUGGGGGGUAUCAUGGGCGAAACAGUAUACUCUGUUAUGUCCAUGGUACUGCUCAUGUCUAUAGGCGACGGUUACCACUUUCCAUCAGGUGGGCCGUCAGCUUGUUUGUCAUUUUAAGUUUAAUAAAAAAAAAUAUAUAGGACCAAUCUGUAAGUAUAUAUUUACAGAUAAUUUCCAAAUUGGUUUAUAAUCGAUGGAGUUAUAAUGUAACAAAGAUGAAAAAAAAAUAUACCGAAUUGACUUCUUACUUCCUUUUUAUUGAAGUCGAUUGAAAAUAAUCGAUUUUAUUUGUAGAAUACUGCUUUAAAAAUGAUAAUACACUCGAUUUCAUCCUGAUGUUGUUGUUUUAAAAUUCGUCCAAAAUGGACAGGCAAAGAGCAUGGCCCAUACAGCCUAUUCAUAAGUUAUUAUUCGAUUUGUAACCGGUUAUUAGUUUCGGGAUAUAGUCGUUUGCAGCAAGGCAUUCCAUAGACGAAAAAGACGUGUGCUUUUAUAUAGGAUUUAUUUUUUCAUAUUAUAUCGUAUCGAAUAUAUGUAAAAGUAUUCGAAACGUUUAAUUUAAUUUCACAAUUUAAUGAUUGAAUAAUAAUCCACGAGGAGACUUAGUAAAAAAGUCGUUUGCUUAGAUACCCAUGUACCACUUGUGUUUCUGUCAUAAAGCACUUGUGCUUGAAUGGCUGUGUUUCGGUUUGAAGGCUAGGUACUGGGAUAAAAAUUAAAAAAAAACCGGUAUACUUAUUUAUGCUUCUGAACAUAUUUUUACAUGCUACUUUUACCGAAAUAAAUAAUCCUGGGGGAAAUCAAAAUUUUUAUUGAUCGUUUGAAAAUAUUAAUUUUAAUAGCGAAAUAUCUUAAAUUAUAUGCUUACGUGUUACUCUAUUAAUGUUUUUUUAUUUUAUUUUAUUUUUUAUUUUAUCAAAUCAAUCAAAUUAUUAUAUAAAAUCCAACUCCAAUAUGUAACAUAAUGUUAUGGCAUUAAAAACAAUACGUAAUAUACAUGUAUUUACGUAAUUUAGAACUAACAAAAUUUUUCAUAGUGCCUCCCACCAAACUGUUUAUAAUUACUCCUCUCCAUCCAAGGGUUGGCUGGAAGAGAUCGCUCUUACCGAUAAGGCCGCUCAUUGUUUUCACAUUGUGAUUAUUUCUUGUAAUUAUUUAUAUUUAUAAUAAGUUUACUAUUGUAAUCUUUUGGAGGAAACAAUAAAGAGUAUCUAUCUAUCUAUAUUAUGACAGUAACAUAUAGUAUCUAAUAGUACAUUCAUAAAUAAAUAAAAUGGGGACCUACGUAUGUUAGGUGUUAAUUAAUCUAGCUGUUCGGUUAUAGAGGCUCGAGUGGGACUGGGGUACCCAAGCGUACGACUUAUGUAAAAAGUUGCUCUCACGUAAAUCUAAUAGUUUUAUAUAUUCACUGUCAGUAUGCAACUAAUAAAAAUUGCUUAAAUUUAGGUUUACUUGUAUAAUUUUUUUUCUUUAUUUAUGAUUUAUUGAUAAAUACUAUACAUAAAGAUAAAAUAUGUACGUACGGAGAGAUUUGUUUGAAAAAUCAAUAAACAACUGAUAGACAUGUGUCAAAGAGAAAAUUAAUAAAUGUUUUGAAAAUUAAUAAACCAGAAUAAUUAAGUAUAAUUUAUUUAAAAUGUGUCCAGAUACCCUUUUUUAACUGCAUAUUAAAAUAACACUUUAUUACUCAUUUUUUAAUGAAAAGUUUUAUUAUUAUUUCAAUUAUUAAUUAAUUUAUUGUCUUUUUUUCGUGAAUACAAAAUAUAAAAUAUUUAUUGCAUAGACCAAAAUCAGUUUAUUACUGUCAUAAUGCGUGCUGUUUUUUUUUUUUAUUAGUAUUAGCUUAUAAUGUAAAUAGAACGUUGUAAAUUAUUAUUUUUGUAUCACGUUACUAUAUUAUUGAGCUCAUUAAGUGCCAAUCGUAGAAGUAAGUAGUUAAUUUUAUUUUUAUUUUAAUAAAUUACAACGAACGGUUUUAUGUCGUUAUUGUAAUGAAAUGAAAAUAUUGUGAUUAAAUCUUAUUGAAAUAUAAGUUUUAUAUGAAUAUAUA
Galleria mellonella (greater wax moth) is the source of this 6943-nucleotide messenger RNA. It is a transcript of the gene Chsy, whose product is annotated as chondroitin sulfate synthase 1-like. Lineage: Eukaryota; Metazoa; Arthropoda; Insecta; Lepidoptera; Pyralidae. The record is from RefSeq and is a predicted model, not a curated record. Gene Ontology annotation, molecular function: glucuronosyl-N-acetylgalactosaminyl-proteoglycan 4-beta-N-acetylgalactosaminyltransferase activity. Gene Ontology annotation, cellular component: Golgi cisterna membrane.